Molecule: messenger RNA, 614 nt
Organism: Paramecium pentaurelia
Lineage: Eukaryota; Ciliophora; Oligohymenophorea; Peniculida; Parameciidae
Source: the annotation of a GenBank genome assembly
AUGCUAAGAGUAUUCAAGGCUAAAACGAGAGAAUAUAUUAAAGAGACCAUAGAAUUAAGCAAUCUUCAAUUUCCUUGGAAAUUUGGAGGGUAUGACUAUUGUUUACAUCUUAGAUUUCCUCAUGAACCAAAGGAUGGAUAAUUAAAUGGGUUCACUGAUUGGAGAAGAAUUAUUAAUGAAGAGAAACUAUAAGAACUUACUACUGAAUACUUUCAAAAAAUAAAUGACUUGUAACCUUUGAGAUUGGAAAGAAUUGUAGAGCAUUCUUUAAUGUCCCAAAUUUAUAGAGAAUUAAUGAGGUAUUAACACAUGCUAUUUAAUUGAUUUAAGAACCAUAAACAUACUCUAAAAUAUGAUAUUAAAUGCUUUGAUUUUUAAGUUUACAACCUUGAAAAUAUUUUUCGUGUAGGUGUUCAUCUAGGAAGAUAAAGAAAUAAACCAUUAGAAAUCAGGCGUAAAUUAAAUGCUAUUUAAAUUUAGAUUUCAACUAAAAUAUCAACGGACAUGAUUUUCUUUGUGUAUGGAGAAAAAGACCAUUUGUUACAGAUAAAGCAACUCUUUCCCUUUUUAUUGAUGUCUCAUUUAAAACUUAAGGAUCAAUCAUAAUUUUGAAU